This is a messenger RNA of Pomacea canaliculata, 5399 nucleotides long. RefSeq names its product probable ATP-dependent RNA helicase DHX58. The record is from RefSeq and is a predicted model, not a curated record. Gene Ontology annotation, molecular function: DNA binding; ATP binding; hydrolase activity. The transcript is spliced from 16 exons. The coding region runs from base 783 to 4535 and encodes 1250 amino acids. Gene Ontology annotation, cellular component: cytoplasm. NCBI's taxonomy places the organism in Eukaryota, Metazoa, Mollusca, Gastropoda, Architaenioglossa, Ampullariidae.
GUACCUGGGAAAAAUAAGGCCCGCCGAGCCAAAUCGAUAUCGAAAUCUGUGUUGGAUUCUAUACGCAGAACAUCUGGAAUAGGUUCAGAAGAAAGCGAAGCGUAAAAGGCGGACUGUGAGUGUGAGAUAAACAACCCAAUGCUGAGACAGGAUGGCCGAAGUUGUUGUUUUUUUUUUGGUGUCUAUUCUGUCAAAGGUAUUCAAGGCUGAGUCGAUCCAACUGUCGACCAAAAUAGGCAACUGGAAAACCUGAAAUCUUGGAUGCAAAUGUUGAGGCUAGGUCUGGGGCAUCUUUAUUAACUGCAUCACCGAAAACCUCGAGUUUCCUGUCAUCGAAAUUAACAGCUUUUAUCUGCAAAAUGAAAAAAGCAAGAGCGGUUUUAAUUCUGGUCGAAAAUAGGUCCAUGGCGUUUCUGAUAUCUGAAUUUAGAGACGAAGACAGGAGAAGAAAAAAAAAAAAAUGAAAAAGUGGCUGUAUUAUGGUUGCACUAAACCAAGCCCUCUUCUAGGAAAGGAUCAAAGCAACUUCAGGAAUCAGUGUACUAAAUAUAGCAACAUGUAAGAAAUUAUUUUUAAAACGGGAAUCCCCGUACUUCGGGAACCAUGCAGGACCCUCCCAGUAAAACCGAAAGUGAAAUCUGUGUUGGAUUUUACGCAAGGCUCUUAUAGAGUGAUCAGGUCUUUCGCAUUCCUACAAACACUUCUCUUCAGACUCAGGUAGAGAAGAGUACUGUGCGGACUUAAUGCGAGUGUGAGACAAGCAGCACAGGGAUUGUGAUAAGAUGGCUGAAGGAGAUGUUACAGUUCUCCCCUGGGAUCAUCUCGAAUGUCAGAGUGACCACGAACGGUCACCAUCAGGUCCAUUGACUUGCGACAACUGCUUAAGAACGGCCAUUCAGUUUCUAAAGCCUCACCUUGUCCGGUUUGGUUUUUCAGCGGUGGAAGUCAUGGCAUUGAUGACAACCCAGACUAAAGAACUUGAUAUGGACAAGAGAUUAGCCAUUGUUAGAAAGGACAAAGAUGGCAAGGACUCGUCGGCUGCUCUUCUUAUAGACUACCUUUUGUCGAUGUCUCCAGCGGUGAUCAACAUUUUUAUGCGUUCUCUUCACAUACGUCCACCAGUUGACGUGCACGACACAAUCGUCGUCACGUGCGUGUGCUUGUCAGCCCAUCGCAGCAUCAUCCAUCAUGUCGCCAAUUUGCUGGCCAAGGGACAUUCUCUCCAAAACUUUCUGUCGGUUGUCCAGCCAAACUCUGCAGACGACAGCGCCACAGUCAGCGCUGGACCAAGUGGUGUCGCAGCGCAAGCACUUACAAAUCAAGGGACGUCAUCCGACACCUUGGCGCGUGCCAUUCAUUUGUUUGCCUCCCUUUAUUUCCAGCUUGCCCGUGGUUUGCGAGAGUGCUUGCAAGAAUACCGCGAUACCAAUGCUCACCUGGCAUGGUGGAAAGCAGUAGCCGCAACUCUGGGUGCGCUGCCUGGUGCCAGAUGCCACAUGCAAUCACCAGAGAUUACCGCAAAACUUUUCGAGGAUGCUUUAGCCAUCCUUCGGCAUGAUCCAUACAUGGAGCAGACGGACAAUAACCAGGCAGGUUCAGACGAUACCACCAGCCUCAAUAUUGAAAACAAUGGUAGCGUAUUUUCUUCGAACAUGUCUGUGAUCAGUUCUUCAACGGACGAGUGGAACAAUUUAGCUAAAGGCGACUUGCUGCAAGGGAUGCCGCCCCGUGACCUUGCAGACCUCAUGCAGCUGAGUGAAGGGUCGAUAACUCUGCGACCAUACCAAGAAGAGUUACUGGAGUCUGCUCGAAGAGGCCGAAAUGUUCUCAUUUGGUUGGACACAGGAGCAGGCAAAACCUACAUCGUACUCAAAUACGCUGAGGAGCAUCUGAAAGGGGACGAAAAAAGACGCAUGGUGUUUGUUGUACCAAAAGUGAGACUUGCACAGCAACAGUUUGCUCGCUUUCAGCGUUACCUUCCUUCUUGCAAUCCUCAUUUGAGAUGUGGCCCGACGAACUCUAGAAAGAAGCCUAUGUUGUCUUUCCUGAUUGAAAGAUACGGUGUCAGAAUUUUUGUUGUGACGGCCCAGUGCCUAGUUGAGGCUCUCGAUAGAAAGGAGGUCACCCUGAACCAGUUCUCUCUGAUGGUAUUGGAUGAAUGUCAUCACACGAGGGGAGGCCAUCCAUUCAAGCAGUUGAUGAACCAGUACAUGGAGCUCAAGUUUGGAUCGCCCGUUGGCAGCGUCACACUACCUCAGAUAAUUGGACUGACCGCAAGCCCUGGUAUCGGGCGGCUCAGGGGAGGGAAGCCGGAGCAAGCGGUUCAGCAUCUGCACUCGCUGACCGCAUCCCUGGACAUCGAGGAGAUCUGCAGCGUGCGUCGUAACGUACAGGACCUGGAGCAGCACGUCGCCAGACCCAAACAUGAUAUUCGCACUUUCGAGAAAAGGACAAGUGAUAAGUUCAAAGAUCACAUCAAGGUCAUCAUGCAGGAAAUCACUAAAAACAUGCAAGAUCAUCCAGCUGUAACAGAAUACUCGCGGAUUUUGCAAACUAUCGACAGCUCUAAAGCUGAGAGGUUCAAGAAGAGCCUGGUCCCCCCCUCCAUCGACUCGAAGGAGGGCUAUUCAGAGUGGCUGAACAGUUGCGACAAGCAGUUCCUAUACGUGCAGGAACCCAGCGUCCGCUACACCAUCCUCACAUGCGUUGACACUCUCAAGAUCUACCUGCAAGCCUUGAUCCUGCACGAGGAAUGUCAGGCCAUUGAUGCCCUGAGCUUCCUGAAGGAGGAGACUGAGCGCAUGCGCAGUAGCAGUGCGGAGAGGGCCAACGUGGACAUGGAGCUUGUUGCGUUGUUUGAUGCUAAUCUUCCCUUACUGGAAGCUGCAGCCAAAGAGAGCGAAAAUCCAAAGCUGAAAGUGUUAGAGGAGUUCAUUCUGUCGGGAAUCAAGAGUUCUUCACAGGACACAGAACAGAAGAGACUAGAGUUGUCUUUCUUGAACUCCAGAAGCCUCGACAGUCAGCAGUUGGAGGAGCACCACAUCGGAGAACAGGUGAUGGGUUUCCUGGAGCUGAACAACUUGUCAUCAAAACAGAUUGUAGAUGAAAACAUGGAGGAAAUGUGUGAGGAUGACGACAAUAUAGAUGCGAUGUCCGUGCGAACGAUGACAGUGGAGAAUGACCACCCGCAAUCAGCCAGGAUGCAAAUUCUUGAUGAUGUUCACGAUGACGAUAAUGACGACGCCAUGAGUUCUCUUGUUGACGACAUCGACAGCGCCUCAGUCAUGGAGUGCCCACCCGGUUCCGAGUGCGAGGAAGAGGUGCGUGGCAUGAUAUUUGUGCGCACCCUGGAGCUGACACGCCUCAUACCCAGGUGGAUCAACAGGCACCCGAAGCUGAGAUGGUUGAACCCAGGCCGCAUCACAGGAGCCACAGCCAGCGCUUCACAAGGAGGUAUGACGAAGAAGGAAGUCGCGGAAGUGAUGGAGGACUUCAACAGAGGGGUUCACAAGAUGCUAGUGUGCACGUCUGCUGCAGAAGAAGGCCUCGACUUCAGGGCCUGCAAUCUGGUCAUUCGAUACGAUUAUGAAAGCAGCCUCGUUUCCAUGAUACAAACUCGAGGACGAGCCAGGCAGAAAGAUGCCCUGUACGGGGUGCUGGUCAACCCCCAAAAGGACAGCAUGGGCAAAGAGCAGCAGAACAUCAACAGUGAGCUUCUCAUGCGAGAAGCCGUAGCCUCCUUCCAGGAUCUUGUGGGCAAGAACCGCGAGGAUCACCUGGAUACAAUGGCACGAACUCAGUUCCAGAAUUAUCAGAAGCGCUGGAAGAAGGACAUGAGCGAGGCCCGGAGUCUCCGAGAAAAACUUCCGGAUGCUUUGUAUCAGCUGCUUUGUCGCAGGUGCUGUGCCUUUGCUUGCAACUCUUCUGAUGUGAAGAGGCUGAAAUCGACCAACCACGUAGUAAUUGGUCCAAGCUUCCGUCAAAGGUAUUCGAAGGUGAAUUCGAACGUCGAGAAGAAAAAGCAGUACGACAAAGAUCUUCCCAAAACCGGAAAUCUUGUCUGCCACCGUUGUGGCGAGCCCUGGGGCAUCAUCGUCAAGUGCAUCAGCGAAAACCUCGAGUUUCCUAUCAUCAAAAUCGAUCGAUUUUGCAUAGAAAAUGAAGAGAAAGAUAGGUUUCUUGUCAAAAAGUGGUCCAAGGCAUUUCCGGUACCUGAGCUUGGGGACGAAGACCGAAAAAAGCACAGAAUGUCCUUGCCCCCUGAGGCAUGUCUUCUUCCGGUCAAAGAUGACAAUGCUCUCAAUGUAAACUUGGUCAACUUCAAUGCUGAAGGCAUUGAAUUUUUGAAAAACAAAGUGGAUUUUCCCAUGGAAACGAAAGAUUCAAACGAUUUUGAAGAUUCCGAUCUAGAAGACGCUUUUGAUCCUUUGGACAGGUCAGAUUUCUUCGAUGAGGAAAAUGACUCUGAAAAUGAGGACUGUUUCCCAGAUAUGGAGAAUUACGAUGAAGAUGAAGAUGAAGACGACUAUAUCUAGUAUUAGAUAUGGAUAAUGAUUAUGAAGAUAAGGAAUGAUAUUCACGUUAGGUGACUGAAGCAUAGGUGCAGAUACGUAUAAAACCUUUCACUAAGUUGCUAACGCUGAAAAUGAAUAAUACUGAACUGUUUUUCAGAAUAUUUUAACCUCACACUAAAUUCUUCUCUGCAAUCUAUCAAUUGUCGUUAGGUAGUUUGCACACAUCAUAUUUUUUUACAGUUUGAUCUUUCUUUCGAAGUAAAGCUUUCUUUAUACACAUAUAUUUAAUAUGUAGGCAUGUUUUCUUUAUUUUGAACUGUAAGGUUCUCCACUCAGCUCAUUUAGUCAUUGAGAUAUUUUUUGGUUGCUCUAAAUAAAAACACAAUACGACCUAAGUCUGAAAGACCUGGAGAAGAAAAAAAGGGAGCUCAUUGAUGAAAGGGCUCAGAAGACGUCAGGGGACUUGACGAUAAGAUGAUGAUAUGAUGAAUACGGCGAAAAUAAGAUGAAAUGUUAAGAUGCUAUUUUUAUUUGCGCUUUGGUAAAUUUUCUUGUUUGUUAGAUAUGAGGAAACCAUUAGUGGGAUAGCUCUAGACUUGUUCUCUACUCAUAUUUGAGUGUGCGUUUGUGAAAAGUCCUAAGUGUAGGCGAACUUUUUUUUCCAAACACUAUCCCUACGUUUCGUCUAAACUUUUGCCGGAUAUUUUCACAUAUGCAUUGUGUUUAAUGGGAAGUCGUCUACAUGACCAAGAGUGUAAACAUUUUUCAUCAAUUUCUGUAGAAUAAUCGUUAUUCGUUCAUAUUCCUAGACUAUUGGAUUUGCAAUUGGUUUGAUUUGAGUUUAAAAAUAAAGUUUGUAAUGAGCAAUGGUCGAGCCGUUUGUGU